UAUCUAUCAGCUAAAAUUUUCCCUUCCAAUGGCGAAACGUUCUUCAUAUUUUCCCUCAACCUUGAUAAUGUGACGGGUAACUCCUCCCAUUCUUUCUUCAACUACUUCCGAACUCGCUAACUCACUGAGCUCACCAUGGCUUCAAUUCCCAAGCCGCCGCCCUACUUUCACCGUAACUCAAUUCCUAACCCUGUCUCUUCCUCCCCAGUGACCUUAUCUUUUCAUUUCCUUAAAACGGCAUCGUUUCAACUUCGGUUUAAAGCCUUGAGGACCUGUUCCGGCGGCGGAAAAAUCGGAAGCCAGGAUUACGGUUCCGAUUUCUUAAGGAAGCCGAGUAUAGUGCCGGCGAAGGACAGCGGUGGAAUUUCGGAAGACGAUGAGGGUAGUGAGGUAAAAAGAAAUAGAAGUGAACAGAUUGAUUGGGAAGAUAGGAUUUUAGAAGACACUGUCCCUCUUGUUGGCUUCGUUAGAAUGAUUAUUCAUUCUGGAAAAUAUGGAAGUGGAGAUAGAUUGAAUCCAGAGCAUGAAAGGAUGAUUCUGGAGAGGUUGCUUCCUUACCAUCCAGAGUUCGAGAAGAAAAUUGGAUGUGGAAUUGAUUAUAUUACUGUUGGUUACCAUCCCGACUUUGUGGGCUCAAGAUGUUUGUUCAUAGUUCGAAAAGAUGGAGAACUGGUUGACUUUUCCUAUUGGAAAUGCAUCAAGGGCCUGAUCAGGAAAAACUAUCCUCUAUAUGCAGACAGCUUCAUUCUCAGACAUUUUCGACGGCGUAGACGUGGUGGACCUGGUGGUUAAUGAGGGUAAUACUCUGAACUGGUCAACCACUUUAUGUCAUUUUGUCCUGAAGAUCUUUUGAAUUUUGUCCUUGUUUGUAUUAUGUCAUAUUUAUUAGCUUAAAUAACAUUGUAGAAAUUAAAGCAAUUAUUGAAAAUUCUUAAAAAUUCAAUGCUGGACAUAGUUUCGAGAAAAAACAUAUUAUACACCAGUUCUGCUGAA
Messenger RNA from Hibiscus syriacus, 993 nucleotides. RefSeq names its product protein DCL homolog, chloroplastic-like. Lineage: Eukaryota; Viridiplantae; Streptophyta; Magnoliopsida; Malvales; Malvaceae. Gene Ontology annotation, biological process: chloroplast organization; chloroplast rRNA processing. The record is from RefSeq and is a predicted model, not a curated record. Gene Ontology annotation, cellular component: chloroplast. The transcript has 3 exons. Bases 136 to 792 code for a protein of 218 amino acids.